CUUCCUUUAGCUUCUCUUCUUCUCUGUGCAAUACUCAGGAGAAUUUCUCGAAACAAAGCCUCUCCAGCUCCAUAUUGGAAACAGAGGAGGAAGACCCACUUCCCCGCUAGUACAUCAGGAGCCAGGAGUAUCAGACUGUCUGCAACUAAUGGUGAAAUCAAAGCAAACACAGUUAGCUGCAAAGCCUGCAAGCAAGAAAAAUACUAAAAGUGGUAUCAGGAACACAUCAACUGCCAAUAUUGAGGUUGACCUGCAGGGAGAAGACAGUUGGAUUAUAGUUAAAAAGCAGAGAGUCACAAUUCUGGUGCCUCCUUUACCUGUGGCCAAGACAUCCAAAGCCACAAACCUAGGACCAAGUCAGUUGCAAGCCAUGCCAAAGGAAACAGUGGAGAACCAAUCAAAGCCCGCUGAUCAGACAUGUCCCAACUUGCCCUCAGUCAAUGAACGAGAAGAGUUUCCUUCAUCAGCCAGUAAAAAGGUUAUUGAAUCUGCAAGGAGGUCUCCUGUUCAACCCUUUUCAAAAAUAGCCAAGUCACAGAGACUAGAUUGUAGAACAGGGUCACAGUACCCAAAUCAAGUAUGUACUUUAAAAUCUCAGAAGAUACAUGGUGUGUCUGAAACCUCAAAAACUAUUGAGAAGCUUAGAUUACUCCAUGGCCCCAGAGGACCCAUUGCUGGCAACAUGUUACUGAAUUGGAAGCUAAGGGUGUCAAAUCUGGAGAGGAAGCUUCAACAAGUUGGUGGGUUGAGCAGGUGGUUGACGUCAUUAGGACUAGGGCAGUUUGUGAGGAUUUUUCAGGCCCAAAAUGUCAAUAAGUUUCAGUUGGUUAAUUUAACAAUGAAAAAACUUAAGGAGAUGGGUGCAGAUGCAGUUGGUCCCAGGAGAAAGUUGAUACAUGCCAUUGACUGUGUUUGUCAGCUAUUUUGAGGCUUUUUGAGUGUCCUUUUCUAUCUAGGAGCCAUUGUGAAUUGAUCAGAUGGGAGAAAUUUAAGAAAAUGGAGCAGAGUUACCUUUUUUGUGGAUGUUCAAGCUAUAAAACACCAGAAACUGGACCUUGAAUGAUAGUAAGCAGGCAUGUAGAGUGACAGAAUAGCAUGCUUGGCUGGACUCAAUACUAAGAACUAAGAAGGUACAAAAUCAUAUGACUGUCUUCUCUGGCUGUACUGUACUUCUGUUCCAAUAUUUUAUCAGUUACAAAUUUCAAUCAGAUGUGCCAUUCCCAGAUAAGCAGCUUGACAACAGGUGGAUGUGUGCCAUGUAUAGGCAUGAUUGUGUGAAGUAGGUUUUUUGUCUUGCUGUUUCUUCCUCUGCUUAUCUUCUUUGUGCUUGCUCACUGGAACUGACUUCAGGCUCUUUCAGUUGCUUCCUAAUAUCAGCCAGUGAGCAAAUGCAUCCAGGGAAGGAUAUUCCAGACUUUGUACAUGUGUACAAUCUAGUGACCCUCUGUGUAGAAUUAUGGACUACAUUGUAUCUCCUUUCAUUUUCUCUUGAUAAUGAACUGCAAUUGUGCUA
This is a messenger RNA of Rubroshorea leprosula, 1513 nucleotides long. The record is from the annotation of a GenBank genome assembly. Lineage: Eukaryota; Viridiplantae; Streptophyta; Magnoliopsida; Malvales; Dipterocarpaceae.